AGCUCGGCGCUGCGGGGAGGGCAGUGCCCGCCACGGGCCUGAAGGGAGGCGGCGGCUCUCCUGGCUAAAGCAGCGCGAAUCAUACAGUCUCUUCUCCUUUCUUCUGGUUGCACAGUUGCUGCAAUAGCACCAAGAUAAACAAGAGCCUAUGAGGACUUGCACCUCCCUCCUCCCUCACAGAUGGAAGACUCCAAGGAAAAAAUCAUCCUGAAUAUUGGGGGAGUCAGAUAUGAGACAUACAGCAGCACCCUCCGGACCUUCCCAGGGACCAAACUGUGCAGCCUAACGGAGCCCCGUGCCUCAAGCAUCUAUGACUAUGAUCCCACCACCAAAGAGUUCUUUUUUGAUAGGAGUGCUGAGAUCUUCAGCUACGUGUUGAACUAUUAUAGGACCAAACAUUUCCACUGCCCCAUUGAUACCUGUAGGUCAGUCUUAGAAGAAGAGCUGGCUUUCUGGGAAAUAAAUGAGACACAGCUAGCAUCCUGCUGCUGGCUGAAGCUGAAUAACAAAGAGGUGGAGCCAGAGGAGUUUAACAUUUGGGAUGAAAAUGAGCAGACUGAUGACCAGUGCCUCAUAGUCCAGACCGAAAGAAGGGAUUUCAGCUGGCGAACCAGGUGGCAGCCAAAGAUUUGGGCUAUAUUUGAAAAACCCUUUUCCUCUUUCAGUGCUAAGUGCUUGGCUUUUGUUUCUCUGCUGUUCAUCAUUGGAAUUGUCAUCGUAUUCUGUGAGGAGACCAAGGCACAAUUUGAAUUUUUCACUGCUAACUUCACCUCUGUUGGCUACUCUGAGGUCUCCCACAACGACCAUGAACCUUAUUACCACCAGGCUGCCUACUUGCUUCAUCUGGAGCUUUUCUGUGUUCUCUGGUUUACUUUUGAGUUCUCUGUGCGAUUUUGUUUCUGCCCAGACAAGAAGUGGUUCCUCCAAAAUCCCCUGAACGUGGUUGACUUCCUCUCUCUCUUCCCAGUUUAUAUUGAACUCUUUGUGGCUGGGCAGAUUCAGAGAAUGCCAAGCCUGGGGCUUUGGUUGGGCUUUGUUCGCAUUGUCUAUCUCCUCAAACUCCUGAAGAUAUCCAAGCUGAUAGAAACGCCACUGAUCCUCAGGGUUCUGUGCUACACCCUCAAGUCUAUCCUUAGAGAGAUUUGCAUCCUGCUGAUGAUUUUGGCCUUUGAGACCCUAUUCUUUGGUGCUCUCUUUUUCUAUGGGGAGUUGCUGGGUAGCCAUCCCUACUACACAGGGGAGCUCCACUUCACUGACAUUCUUGUUUGCUUCUGGUGGGCUUUGAUCACACUCACUACAGUGGGCUAUGGAGAUAUUAUUCCUCUCACCACAGUCGGCCAAGUGACGGCUGCCUUAGCUGCAGUGUUUGGCAUGUUGACUAUUAUCAUCCCAAUACCCAUUUUCCUGGUGAAAUUUAAAAGCUAUUAUGAUAUUGCUGUUUUCAAACAGAAGCUGAAAAGGACCAAGAAACUUUAACGCUUCAGAACCUCUGUUACCCUUUGCCUUUAGCAACAAAGCUUCAGCAUGGUUUAUUCCCUUUGGUGGGAAGGGAGCACACGUAGUUCUUGCUGCAUUUGCUUGCUGCCUUAGCAUAUUUCAAACCAUUGGUGACGCCUCAGGUAGGAGUACUCGAUACACAACUGAUUAGACCUGCUGAAUCCCGUGGGUCUUUCCCAUAUUGUGCUUCAUCCCAUGCUCUUCUACACACCACAGUUUCUCCCUGUCAUCCAGCUGUUGGAGACAGGCUGUGAUGCUGCAUUAAGAGCCUAAGUGUGUACCGCAUAGCCUGGUUCUGUGACCUAGGGCUGCAGUGUAUUCCCUCAGCUGGCAUACAUCCCACAAUGCUAGCUGUGCCCUCCGUCACCUGACAGACCAUAAUCUCAUUUUGCAGGCUGGGAAAGAAGGUUUGUGCAUGGUCCUGCUCUGACAGCAAUGAGGAAGCAGGUUUUUGUUUGUUGUUUUCUUUUUUUUUAACGAUGUUCUGUUUCCCCAUUUUACUUAACCAAGCCAGUACAUCUGGUUUGCCUGCACUUACACACUGGUGUAAAGAAGGGAGCAGGCUGAACUGAGUAUCUGUGGUCCUGAGAGCCAGUGCUGUUUGAUAACCUGCUUUAUGGUCUCACAGGAAUUGCUGUGACAUUCAGGUAGCAGCAAGGGAGCCCUCCAACAGCAAAAUCUUUUUGGCUCUGCUGAAGUCAAUGGCAACCUUUCCUUGAGCUUAGUGAUUCAGUGCACACUUCGAGUGGAUCAACAGCUCUUGAUUUUUAUGUAAUGUCACUGAGAUAUUAGCCAAAAUAUCUUACAUUUUUCCUGUUCAAAAGAAAGAACUUAAUCUACACUACUCAAUAGCAUUUCAAUGUCAUUUACUUUCUUAAGGCAUAGAUAUAAACUAGGAACAUUUAUCUUAUAACUGCAUAGUCUUAAUUGUUACCUAUGUUAAUUUUGAAAUAACAAAUAUUGUUGAGGCAUGAAA
Messenger RNA from Egretta garzetta (little egret), 2473 nucleotides. RefSeq names its product potassium voltage-gated channel subfamily C member 3-like. The record is from RefSeq and is a predicted model, not a curated record. The transcript has 4 exons. The coding region runs from base 181 to 1476 and encodes 431 amino acids. Gene Ontology annotation, biological process: potassium ion transmembrane transport; protein homooligomerization. Gene Ontology annotation, cellular component: voltage-gated potassium channel complex; axon; neuronal cell body membrane. NCBI's taxonomy places the organism in Eukaryota, Metazoa, Chordata, Aves, Pelecaniformes, Ardeidae. Gene Ontology annotation, molecular function: protein binding; delayed rectifier potassium channel activity.